Messenger RNA from Erythranthe guttata (spotted monkey flower), 1810 nucleotides. RefSeq names its product Mitochondrial substrate carrier family protein. The record is from RefSeq and is a predicted model, not a curated record. Lineage: Eukaryota; Viridiplantae; Streptophyta; Magnoliopsida; Lamiales; Phrymaceae. Gene Ontology annotation, biological process: transmembrane transport.
GCAAGAACUGCAGGAACAACAACCGUAGGGAUCAUCGAGGAGUGCGUAGCUCGUAUCCGCCGCCCGGCGAUGGAAGCAAUGCGGUGAAUCACACUGCUGUCACCCAAACCACCGAAUCAGAUGCCCUUUCUUAUUCCAUUCUCUCUUCUCCUUCAAUCCCCCUUCUUUCUCUCUCUCUCUAUAUAUAUAUGAACACACAUUUCUCUCUCUACAUUCGCAUACAUUAAUUUCUACCUGCUGUUGAGUGUUGAUACAUUAAUUAUUCCGCAAUUUUAUACUCCGAAAUGCUUCAUUUAGAGCAUCAAUUCCGGGGCUUGGUCGCGGUUAGUGAAGAUUCGCCGCUGAAUAAUCUGCACUCGAUCGGCGGUUUGUUUCUAGAAGAAUCCGCGCCGGCGUCACUCAUUUCGUUAAUUUGUCCGAAGAAGAGCGCUGCCUGUGCGACGGUUUCGUGUUCCUCUCGGAGGAGUCGCCGGAGAGGAUUCAUCGGAGACGGGCGGCGGCGGCGGCGGGGAGGGUUUUUGUCGGUGACGGUGUCGUCGGGUGACGACGGUGGUGGUGAGGAGUUUUCAGUGAGUAGUGUUUUGGGGAAUGGGGAGGGAAAGAGUGAAAAUGAGGGUGAGUGUGAAACGCUGUCGUUUAAGGAGAAGAAUGGAACUUGGAAUACUGCAAACCAUCUCUGGGCGGGUGCUGUUGCUGCUAUGGUCUCAAGAACUUUUGUUGCACCGUUGGAGAGAUUAAAGCUGGAAUAUAUAGUUCGUGGGGAACGAAGGAAUAUUGUUGAGCUCAUUAAGUCAAUAGCAGCUUCUCAAGGGCUCAAGGGAUUUUGGAAAGGGAAUUUUGUCAAUAUCUUACGAACUGCACCAUUCAAGGCUAUCAAUUUCUAUGCUUAUGACACGUAUAGAAAGCAACUGCUCAAUUUUUCUGGCAACGAUGAGACGACAAAUUUUGAGAGGUUCGUUGCAGGUGCUGCAGCUGGAAUUACUGCUACGGUACUCUGUAUACCUAUGGACACUAUCAGGACAGUGAUGGUAGCUCCGGGAGGGGAAGCAUUGGGUGGAUUAAUUGGUGCAUUUCGCCACAUGAUCCACACUGAAGGGUUCUUUUCACUUUACAAGGGCUUAGUUCCCUCGAUCAUUAGCAUGGCACCUUCUGGUGCCGUUUUUUACGGAGUUUAUGAUAUAUUAAAAUCGGCAUAUCUGCAUUCCCCGGAAGGGAAAAAAAGGCUUCAACAUAUGAAGCAACAAGGUGACGAAUUGAAUGCUUUGGAACAACUCGAGUUGGGCACUCUCAGGACUUUAAUUUAUGGAGCGGUAGCUGGUGCUUGUGCAGAAGCUGCUACAUACCCAUUUGAAGUUGUGAGGAGACAGCUUCAGAUGCAAGUUCGAGCCACAAAAAUGGGUGCUUUGCAAACUUGCAUGAAGAUUGUUGAGCAAGGUGGCAUUCAGGCUCUCUAUGCUGGAUUAAUCCCAAGCUUACUCCAGGUGUUACCUUCAGCUGCCAUAAGUUACUUGGUCUAUGAGUUCAUGAAGAUAGUUCUUAAAGUUGAAUAAAAGUAAGAGCUAAUUGCUUAGUUACGCUAAUCAAAAUUUGACGACAUUUUUUUUAAGAUCUCUUCUUAGUUUUAAUAUUAAAUUAGGAUUUGCAGGUAACUUUGUGGUAGAUUUAAUUUUUUUAAGCUAAUAAUCUGUUGGAGAUCGUCUUGACUGGUUAAUUAUUUUUUAAAUGUUGGGUGGAAUUUCCACGUGCCAACCACGUGAUAGUUGAAUCACAGCAUCUCUUUGUCCCUGCACUUCUGUGCUUUAGGAGGAAA